AAAAAAAAAAAAAAAGAGAGAUGAAGUUGGCUGCAAUUUUAUCGGUUUCGUGCGUAUUAUUUUCCCUUCUCCCAAGCCUAACCGUCGCGGAGAUAAGACCGUGGUGCCAAUCGAGACAACAAACAUUUGAUGGUUUAUGCCAAAAGAAUAUCAUCACACAAUGCUAUAAUGAGUUAGUAAAAACAUUUGAGGGUUCACUGGGACAGCUUGGUCCGAUUGAAACCGGUUGCUCUUGCUUUUCUCUACCCCAGAACAAGCAUCUAUGUAGUUGUCCUUUUAUUCCUUGCCCUCCUCCACUUAAAAAUGAGUGAUUGUUGUAAUUUUCCUAUUUAUAAAUAUUUAAUAAUAAUGAU
Molecule: messenger RNA, 353 nt
Organism: Eutrema salsugineum
Lineage: Eukaryota; Viridiplantae; Streptophyta; Magnoliopsida; Brassicales; Brassicaceae
Product: defensin-like protein 250
Exons: 1
Coding region: 21-311 (96 amino acids)
Biological process (GO): signal transduction
Source: RefSeq, a predicted model, not a curated record